CGUUUUCUCAACGUACGAGUAUGUAGCUUUUUCGCUUACCAGCUUGUUGACGCGUUGACACGUUGAGCGCAGCAAAAGCCAACUAACGCUCUCUCUUGUGUGCCGCUCUUUUGCUACGCUUUUUCGCCCACAGUCGUGCCACCCAACAGCACUGAUGGGCAACCCUGUUCGCUCGCUCGCUUGCUGCUUUUGAUUAACUAAAGGCGAUGUGUGAAAAUUUAUUGUUGUUAUUUGUUAUUUGCCUGACGUGCGGUUCGGUUGUGUGGAGUGCCGUCGGGUUUAAGAUAUAUUCUAUUCUAUUAUUUUAUUAUCAUUUUCAAUAUAGUAAAUGUGUUAACGAAAAGCUACAGAGUUGAGCGCGUAGCGAUAAAUUUAUGAUAAACAUUUUUUUGUGUUUGAUAAUGAUUCUGAUAAAUUCUAUUGCUUUCGCAUUUCGGUGUCAAACAUUUGGUGACGAGUGAAUAGAAUAAGGCAAAGUGCGCAACAAAAAAAAAUAGAACGAAGUACAUGACAAAUACAAAGCAUAAGUGACAUAAAGUGCCGGUUACAAAUGCGGAUGCGGAUGUAAAUGUAAAUGCAGAUGUUUGUAAAAAAUCAUAAUGUAAUGACAUGCAACAAAAAUAUAACAAAAACAUGCAGACUACAACAACUGCAAUGCAAUAUUAACAAAAAAUAUGAAAAUAAUUGAAAUUUGAAAUAAACAAUAAAUGUGGCAGCGCUUUUUAUUAUAAAUAAAUAUAAAUAUACAUACGCAAAUAUAAAUAAACAUAAAUAUAUACAUAUAUAUGCAGCGAAUUUGCAACAACAACAAAAAAGAACAAGAAAUUAAGCAGUGAAUCACACUGCUCGUCGGUCGGUGUAUAAUUUCGUCGAUAAAUAUUUGAAUUGCUUUUGUGACAGAUAGGAAAUAGCCGAGCAAACACGCUCGUACCUAUAACAAACACAUAUACACACAUACAUACACAAGCUUGUUCGUAUGUACAUAUGUGCAGCUGUAUCAGCCAAGCAAAGUAAAGUCAACGUAUAACAGACAGCUGAGCGUUUAGUGGAGAAACCGAAAUCGGAAAUAGCACAAAACAUUUGUGGCGUUUAGGUAAUACACUCGAAAAAAGAGUAAAUAGCAAAUCCGCGAACGCGCGUGUGAAUUUGGAAUUUUUCUUCGCUUUCAAUUGUUUUUAUUUUCACGCCUUCCUUUCUUUUUGGCACUUUUGUUUGCUUAAUAAUACAUUUAUUCUUGGUAAAGCACAUUUCUAAUGGUAAUAAAAGCGCCAUACAACAACAAAAUUAACGAACAGUAGCGAAAGCAAGCAAAUUUCGCACAAAGUGUAUGAGUAAGCAGCUAAAGUAAGACAACAAAAACAAGCAAAACAAAAAAAGCAAAAAGUUACAAAAACUAAAAUACUUGAGCAAAUCGCCAAGCGGAAAUACCAUUUGACCCAACGCUCGAGCGGGUGCAAGUGCCAGCAAGCUGAGCAUAAAGCGCCACAUGAGAGCGUUAAUGAGGAAUGCGACUGGGUGGUCAGCGCUUGCUAUAGAUUUCACAAUAAUAAUAGUCGCUGAGAAAAGUAAUUAAAUAUAAAUAAAAAAUAUUAAUUGAAGAAAAAUAAAUAAAAUAUAAAUUUAAAGAAAAAUAAAUUAAAUAUAAAUUAAACACAAAAAUAAAAUAUAUUGUAUUUAAAAAAAAAAUCAAGCAAAACGUUAGUGAAGUGCAUAGCAAUAGCAAAAAAUUCUUACAUUACAAACCAUAGACAAAAACAAGUGCACAUAACUCGUACAAAAACAAUAAAAGAAAGGAUCAAAAUAGAAAAGUCGAAGAAAGAGCGGAAGUGGCAACACUAAAAUAGCAUAAAUCAGCAGGCGGCACACAGCAUAGCGGCUUGGAGUGGCUCUGUCAUACCAAUCGACGUCCCUAGAACUGCUGGUAAGACUCUUCGACCUAACAGCAGCAGCUUCGCGGUGUCAUUGAGCUUUGGCCAACACAACUCUGGUGUGCUGAUUGCAUUGUUGAUGCGCUAGCAGUGCAACACCAGCAAAAGUAGAACGAGUAUAAGGAGGAAAAAGUACGCGCGUUCACAAGGAAAUGUGCUGGCAAUAAAGAAUAUACAAAAGCAAAAACGAAAAAAAAUUGUGUGAGCAACAGGAAGAGAUCUGCUUUCAUGCGUGUGUAAACAGACAAAUAUUAUAUAUAAUUUUAGCCAGCAAGUUGAGGUAAUUGAAAGCAUUUGGAGGCGGGAAUAAAAAGCAAACAUAAUGAAUAAAGACAUAAAUUCAUGUUUGCAUUUGUUUGUAGCUCGAGACAUGAAUUAAAUAAUUUUUUGCAGCUCGAGGGAAGAAAAUAAAUUUUUAUAGUGUUAGAGAAAAAAAAAAUAUUAAAAGUUUUAUUAACGAUAAUAAUGGAAAUGAACAACAACGACGUUAAAUAAAAUAAUAUUAUGCAACAACAAUCGUAAAAAAAACAAAAACAACAACAGUAAGAAUAAAAAGCAGUAACCAUAUCAGUAAACAAUCAGCCGUCUGCUGUAGUAGUCUCACAGACAAGAGAUAUAAAUAAAUAAAACGCCGAAGAUAGCAGCGCAGCGCUCGUACUGCAACAAUUACAAUAAUAACAACAAUUAACACAAUAAUAAACAGCAACAAUACAAAUCGUCAGUCGAACGUCAGCAACAAAUCAACUCACACAAGUCAACAUAAGCAGAGUGUGAGUACACAUACACACACACUUGAUUACAAUAAAAACAAAUAAAACAUACAAUCAGAACAUAUAAUAAUAAUACAAAGCAAAAAGGAAAACAACAAUAGUUCAACAAGCAGCUUCGUCAAGAACUGAGAAGAGAAAGGCAACAGCAACACCAACAACAACCACAAUCGCCCUAAAUUGUGCGCGACUACAAACAAACAGACGGAAAGACCGAAAGGCGGAAAGCUAAGAAACGCAAUCGCAUAAGCGAGAACACAAACAGAUAGCGAAACAAGCAGCUGGUUAUAUACGGCGAGCGGGAGUUAAGCAGGCGGACAAAGUCAACGCAGUCGACCAUUUAGCCCCCAACAAGCGGCCAGCUUGGCCCUGUGUAUAGCACGCGCAGCCAGCAGACAACUGUGUUCUGGAUCUGGACAUAUCCGCUUCCGCAUUGUGUUUGGCUUCGCUUUCGUGUUGUGUUGUGUUCUGUUCGGUUACGCCUCGUUACACACAUGUGUACGUAGUUACGUCGUGGGUCGAUUUCGUCUUUUGGCAUUUUGGUUUUGGCAAAGAAGACGGUCGCCAACAAGUCAGCUAAUACGACACACACGCACACUCACCUAACGCUUGUUGUUAGCGGGAAAUAUAAAAAACUUGAUAUAUUAUAUAUUGGUUUCACAGGAGCGGGCUCCAUUUCAGCAUACGAAACGUGGUAACAGUUGAAUUCUUCGUGCAACAUAUUGUACUUUAAGAUCAGUUCGUGUAUAUUCGUUCAGUCGUUCGUUCGUAGCGGUUUACACUACAGCUAGCCAGCCAGCUAGCAGCUAGCGCAACUUGAUUAGCAGCGAGCAGCUUAUUGGGCGACCCAGCGACCCAGUGUCGCAGCAGUCAUAUUUCCGUGUGGCGUUGGUCAACACAAACAAUUAAAAUCGUGCACGCGUCUCUGGUUCAAAAUGAAAAUGCUUCCCGUACAGCUGUCGUUGAAUCCGCAGCUCGGUCUGUGGAGUGAUAUGUUGUGGCGUUGCCCGCCGGCGCCCUCCAGCCAAUUGGCUGAACUGAAGACACAAUUGCCGCCAUCGUUGCCAUCUGAUCCGCGUUUGUGGGGUCGCGAAGAUGUCACCGUCUUUUUACGCUUCUGCGAACGUGAAUUCGAUCUACCGAAAGUGGAUCAUGAUCUCUUCCAAAUGAACGGCAAAGCGCUUUGUCUGCUUACACGCGCCGACUUCGGCCACCGUUGUCCGGGCGCUGGUGAUGUAUUACACAAUGUGCUGCAAAUGCUCAUCAUCGAGUCCCACAUGAUGCAAUGGCAUUUACCCAACAGUCCGGUCACACCGACCACUCGUUAUCCAUUGUCGCCGCAUAGCCAUCCACAGACGCCCACAUGGCCACCAAUUGGCGCACCACCAGACAGUCCAUUUCACAAUGCCCAUAUGCAUCAUUUCAUGGCGCCCAAUUCGGUAACGCUCAGCCCGCCACCGUCGGUGGACUCACAAGCCAGCAGCCCGCCACAAAGCCAGGAACAAAAUUUAGCUGUUGCCGCCGCCGCCGCAGCAGCUGCCGCUGUCGCUUCAGUGAGCGGUGCCAGCACGAGCAGCAGCAGUAGUAGCAGCACUAGUAGCGGUAGCAGUAACAGCGGUUUGGGCGUGACCAGCAGCAGCGCCAACGGUAAUCUGUUGCCACCGGCCAUCUCGGUUACAAUGAGUAGCGGUAACGGUUAUCCAGCACAUCAUGCGACCGCCAGCACGGGCGCCAGCAGCAAUCAAUCCGAUUCUGAUGAGGAAGGCAGUUACUCAGAGUUAGCAGCGGCCAAUAGUUUGUCCAAGAGCAGCGCAGCGGCUGCAGUUGUGGCAGCACAUUACAGCGCCAGUCCGCCAACAACGCCCAUAUUAAAAGAUAUGCCGCAGAGCUUGUCGCAACAGAUUACAAACAGUUUUGUCAAUUCGUGGUCACAGAACCAGGCCGCACAGGCUAUAAGCCAGAAGUAUCAGCCGAAUGGCAGCAGUGGCGGUUCAGUUUCGGCGCCGACGACGCCAAGCUAUAUGCAGCCUGUGAAACGCGAAUUCUUCCCGGAAACCACAGAGCCCAAUACAAAUGGUCGUUUGCUGUGGGAUUUCCUGCAACAAUUGCUCAACGAUCGCAAUCAGAAGUACAGCGAUUUGAUCGCGUGGAAGUGUCGCGACACUGGUGUCUUCAAGAUCGUCGAUCCAGCCGGUUUGGCCAAGCUUUGGGGCAUACAAAAGAAUCAUCUAUCCAUGAACUAUGAUAAAAUGUCGCGCGCGCUACGCUACUACUAUCGCGUGAAUAUAUUACGUAAGGUCCAGGGCGAACGCCACUGCUACCAGUUUCUGCGCAAUCCAACCGAGCUCAAGAAUAUCAAAAACAUCUCAUUGCUCCGACAAUCCGUUGCAGGCAAUGGCGGUGCAACAACAGCAGCUGGUGGUGCUAACAAUGCCAACAGCGCCAAUAACAGCAAUAGCAACAACAACAAUAAUAGCAACAAUAAUAGCAAUACAAAUAACGGUAACAACAGCAAUCAGCCAGCCAGUACAAAUUUGAACAGUACAAAUUGGACUUUGCCGCAUCCACAAUCGCCGCAGCGUCACCCAGCCGCGCAUGGCAAUAACGGUAAUGGCAACGGCAGCGCCAACAACAGCAACAGCCUGAGCCACAACCACAAUCACAGCAAUGGCCUCAACAAUCCGCACAUGAGUCUACCAGCGAUUUCACAAUCCGCCGCUGCUGCUGCUGUAGCCGCUGCGGCUGCGGCCGCCUACGGUCCACCACCCACAUCGCCGCUCUUCAUGCACGCCAUCAACGGUGCCUUCCAAUACUUAUCCAAUCCGACGGGCGCACCGCCCAACUCGCCCGCAAUGCCACACACCCCAAGUGAAAAAUUCCAAUUCGGCGCCUUAAAAGUGGAACACAACAGUGGUUCACGUUCGCCCGAUCACGGUGACGAGAUGAAACCCACAGAUCUAAGUGUCUCGGGCAACAGCAGCGAAAAGCGGCCUUACUCAAGUCCCUCGGCGGAGGAUUGCUAUCCACUCAUACGCAACGCUGACGGUCUGACCACAAUCAAAUUGAUACGCUACAAUAAUGAGAGCCACGAAUCAAGUGUCGCCAAACAAGCCGCGCACGAGCAACAACAACAACACCACCAGCAAGCGCAUGCCGAACAGCAACAACAAGCGGAACAGCAACACCAGCAACAACAACACCAUACACCCAUGGAUCAUAUGGACAAUGAUGGCAAUGAUGAGGACAGCGUCCAUGCUGCUGCCACAGCAGAGAGCAAUAAAUAUGGCGCCGUCAAUCUAAUGCCAACCGAUCUGCGGAAGUAAACGACGUGUGGAAGGGACACAGUGAUAGGAGCUAACUAAUAUGACAAUAUGCAACAAGAAGACGAUGGUGAGCCAGAGCCGAGCCACAAGCAAUUACAUACGUGAGUCUAAGUUGCUGACACACACACACACACACAUCAACAAUAAUGCCAGGACAAUCAUUCGUAGUUAAGUGGAGAGUACUGUGAGGGGUGUGUGGGCGUGAGAGAGUAACUCAGGAGUGCGCGUAAUUAUAGGUGGCAGGCAAUUAGUGAUAUGAAAUAACUGUUGCAGUACCCAAUAACUGUUGGGAGAAGUCUCCAAAAAAGUUCUUCUGCUCCAGUGCCAAAUCUACGUUUGUAUGUGUGCUCAAGCAUCGUCUAAGUUGCAUGAAACUCAAUAACUAACAAUUCCACGGGAAUUCACUCGCCCAUUACCAGCGUCGUCAAGUGAUCAUGCUCUGCUCAGUUAUGAUUCAUUUGCAGUGACGCAGUUAUUGCACUUCAGUCAAAUUAACAUUUGUUUAUGUAUGUAAGUGGCAAGAAGUUGCACGUUUUUUAUUAUUA
This is a messenger RNA of Bactrocera oleae (olive fruit fly), 6563 nucleotides long. It is a transcript of the gene aop, whose product is annotated as anterior open. Gene Ontology annotation, cellular component: nucleus. Gene Ontology annotation, molecular function: DNA-binding transcription factor activity, RNA polymerase II-specific; sequence-specific DNA binding. The record is from RefSeq and is a predicted model, not a curated record. Gene Ontology annotation, biological process: cell differentiation; regulation of transcription by RNA polymerase II. NCBI's taxonomy places the organism in Eukaryota, Metazoa, Arthropoda, Insecta, Diptera, Tephritidae.